Molecule: messenger RNA, 1143 nt
Organism: Naegleria gruberi
Lineage: Eukaryota; Heterolobosea; Eutetramitea; Acrasida; Naegleriidae
Exons: 4
Coding region: 1-1143 (380 amino acids)
Biological process (GO): regulation of DNA-templated transcription
Cellular component (GO): nucleoplasm
Source: RefSeq, a predicted model, not a curated record
AUGAGCCAACAACAAGAAGCGUUGUCGGGCGUGAAUAACACUGCUUCAUCGUCAUCAGCAUCGAAUAAUUUGGUCACCGAUCACACAACAAAUCUAAGCCAACAACAAUCAACAAAUGGAAGUGAUAACAUGAUGAUUGAUACGGAUUCUCUGAUAACGUCAUCUGAAAAACAACUCGUUAAACGUUUAAGACAAUAUGAAACAACUGCAUACAGUAGUGUGGUUAGUGCAUUCCGUGCACAAGGUGAAAUUACUUGGGAAAAGUUAAAAGUUCUUACCCAACUUCAACAAAUGUUACACAUUUCCACGAGUAGACAUUCAACAGAAUUACUUCGUUCUGAAGUGGAUGUUAAAAUUCAACAAGUUGCACAAUCUGGAGUUUAUAAUAUAAUUGAAAGAGAAAUUGAGGAUAAAAAUAAUCAAUUUGACUUUUCUCUUGCAAGUGAAACUGAAAGUGAAAAUGAUAAUUAUGUACAUCAUCGUGUUAAACAUGCAGUACACUCAUCAUCAUCAAAUGUGGAACAUAUUUCAACUCAACAAACUAAAGAAUCAAAGAGAGGCAGUUCUGGAAGAGGAAGAGGACGAGGAAAGAAGAGGUCAUCAUCCACAAUGGUUGCUGAUUCUAUUGCUCACUCACCUAAAGCAACAACUGUUUCAUCUGAUUCGGUAAUUAUUGAAACUCCACCAAAUACUCCAAGUAAAUCCACAACUACUAGCACUGUUGCCACUAGUUCACAAUCACAAAAUGGUACUCCUGCCAAGAAGAAGAGAGGUAGAAAAUCAAAGAAGCAACCAGAACCUACUCCUAUCACUACUCAACCAACAGCUACAAGUGUUGUUGAAUCAUCAGUACCUGCUGUUCAACCAAUUGCAGCAGUUGUUGAACCAGUUCAACAAAUUUCUGAAGAACUUCGCAAACAUCUUGCUUCAACAAGUUUCCUCACAGAUGACGAUAUUAAUCGUGCCAGUAUGGAAGAAAUUGAAUCAAUAGCGGACAGAGAAUCAAAUGAAAUUGAAGAAUUGGAAAAGAAACUUGCUGAUGCUUUGGAUCCAAAUGACACAACUGCCAUUGUAAAAGCAAUCACAAAGAAGAAGGAAACUCUGGAAAAGUUGAUUCAAAAACUCGAAACUGCUGAAGAAUAA